Messenger RNA from Cuscuta epithymum, 809 nucleotides. Lineage: Eukaryota; Viridiplantae; Streptophyta; Magnoliopsida; Solanales; Convolvulaceae. The record is from the annotation of a GenBank genome assembly.
CAGCUCGUGCAGCAAUUGUUCGUGACUUCGUGUAAACAGACAAUUACGUACAAAUAUACACUAUUUUAGGCCACGGAGUAACAAAAGAAGAGAUUGAUCGAGCAUUCUCAAAACUAAUCACUUGCUCUCUAGUGCCCUUCUUUAAUCCCUUGAAUUUCAAGCUUAAAUGGAAGGUUCUUUUACACUGGAUGUGGCUGUUGUAGCUGUGGAAAUUAUCGGAGUAAUUCUUUGGAUGGUCACAAUAUCUGUUGCUUAUUCUAUAUUGGUGAAGUCUGAGAAGGACGAGUAUGAUUGUGAGGAAGUGUUAUUAAGGCAUGAUGAUGCUCAUUAUAAAGUCUUGCCUGUUAUGUUUACAGUUGGGGUUGCACAUUUUUAUGUUAACACAAGGGCCUUCACAAGAGCAGCUUGUUGCUGCCUACGCAUCGCAUAUGUUGUAGGAUUUAUGCUUAUCCUGAUAGGACUAUUGUUGAAAAGCUCGUUUGAACCAACCCAGGGCGUCAUUGGUCAUGUAGUGGUGAGCGUUGCAGGAGUAUUUAAUAUCUUGGCUAAUGCAUAUAUUUGGAACAAAGCUCUUCGCUCGCCAUUUAACAGUUUAGGGGAUUCUGAAGACCAUUAGGAAUGAAGUUCAUCUUUGGAAAAUGUUGUGUCUUAAUUUUAAUUUCCUAUUCAGUUGUAAUAAAUGGUAACAUGUACCGUGUUUUGAAUGCUUCAUUGGUGUAUGUUAUGGGUUUAUGAGAUAAGUAGUACGGAGUAACUUGGUUUAGGUAAGGGCCAGUUUGGUUGGGGUUUUUGAAGGUAAAGCGAGGGAA